Molecule: messenger RNA, 1484 nt
Organism: Mollisia scopiformis
Lineage: Eukaryota; Fungi; Ascomycota; Leotiomycetes; Helotiales; Mollisiaceae
Exons: 2
Coding region: 125-1138 (337 amino acids)
Cellular component (GO): cytoplasm; nucleus
Source: RefSeq, a predicted model, not a curated record
AUUGCAACUUUCUUUUGAUUUCAUUUCGUCAUCUUCUGUUUAUGAGAAUACAUUUCAAGCUCGAAAUUUUCUGUUUUGUUUUGGGCUGUGAUACAAAUCGCGCCUUCUGAUUCUGGGACUCGAGAUGGAUCUUGCCACCUCGGAACAUAACCAUCUCGACCCUCAUGAAGCACCCCCUCAAACAUUAAAAGACCUCUUCAAAUCAUGGAAAAGAUCAUCUAUAGAAUCAAUAAAUCAACUUGAUAUUGCUUCUGGUGAGACAGAGUUUUUGGGAAGCGUACCGAAGUCUCGUCUCCAGUCUGCAUUUGAAGACUUUUCCGGGCUCCCUCUCGACCAACAUUUGGAACUUACACCGAUUUAUGGGUUUAAAGAUCUGCCAGGCUUGUUUGUCCUACCCUCGUUGCUGCCUCCCUCUGUUCAGAAAGAGCUGCUUUCACGCUUAUUGCAUCGAGAUCUAUCAGACCCGAGACAUAAAACCAAUUUGCAUCUACAUUAUGAUGUUUCUUAUCCUACUGAGAACCCCUCGUUCUUCUCUGCACCUCCAGCCAGCAUUGCUCUCCAUCCUAAAGAUGCGAAAGUGCACAAACCACUAAGUGUCAAAGCUGCUCUGGAAAAGAAAGUCCGAUGGGUCACUCUUGGGGGACAGUAUGACUGGACCAACAAGGUCUAUCCAUCAGAAGAGCCUCCUAGGUUCCCUCAAGAUGUCGCUGCGCUCAUUAGAAAUAUCUUUACGGAUAUGGAGCCUCAGGCAGCUAUCGUCAAUCUUUAUUCUCCAGGAGACACCUUGAGCUUGCAUCGGGAUGUUAGCGAAGAGGUUGAUAAAGGACUGGUAGGCGUGAGCUUAGGCUGCGAUGCUAUCUUUUUAGUUGGACUUCAUGAUGAGAAGUCAGGGGAAACACAUUCAGCAGUCCUCCGACUGCGAUCCGGAGAUGCACUUUACAUGACAGGGAAAUCACGCUUUGCCUGGCAUGCAGUUCCGAAGAUUGUUGCUGGUACAUGCCCGGCCUAUCUUUCGAACUGGCCAGAGGAAGAAUUCCCAAAAUGGGAAGGUUGGAUGUCAAAUAAGAGAAUCAAUCUCAAUGUUCGUCAAAUGCGAGGAUCAACAAGUGUGGCUUCCAUGAAGUUCUUGGGCGAUUAAGACAGCUAAAUGCAGGUUCUCCCACUUUUGAACGUAUGCCGGGGUGCAUAGCGCCACGAAGCUACCCCUCCAUGAUAAGGCUAUCAUGACAAACACAAACCAGCAUUUCGUUCAGAUAAUGCGUUGAACUCGUCUCAUUCAAUCUGAAUCUGAAAAGUAAUUUCUUUUUGACAGCACCGACAAAAUGGUUGAAUGGCAAACUUUGGCAAAAGAAAAACGGGAAUCCGUUAUUGGACUAAUCCCUAAAGCUUGGCUGUUACCCUCUCCUGUUCCGCCUGCAACGGAGCAGCGAGACGUCACUGGAAAAUAUAUCCAACAGUUUCUUUCUCCUGCUGAGAUUGAAAUU